AUGGGGUGGGCAUGAGAGAGAGAGCCAGGACGCGGGGCUCCAGAGCGAAGGAGAAGAAGCCACUGCCAGUCCCCCACCUCAGCCGCCCAGGUUGGGGGGCUGCUCAGGUCUGCUCUAUGGACUAGGGUGGGCGGCAGGCUCCUUUCUGUCUCUGCCCUGCUGCCUGCUCUCUUCCCUCCCCUCCUUGGAGAGCCCCUGCAUCCCUCCCCCAAGGUGGAAUACGCGGGCUUGAGGCUCCCGGGGGAGAGCGAUCGGGGCCCGGCGCUGCCCGCGCCACACCAUGACCCUCCUGCUGUUGUUCCUCUUGCUCGGCUCCCUGCUCCCCUCCAGCUCCUGCAACAAAGCCAACAAGCACAAGCCAUGGAUCGAGGCGGAAUACCAGGGCAUCGUCAUGGAGAACGACAACACUGUUCUGCUGAACCCGCCGCUCUUUGCUUUGGACAAGGACGCCCCCCUGCGCUACGCAGGCGAGAUCUGUGGCUUCCGGCUCCAUGGGUCUGGGGUGCCCUUUGAGGCUGUGAUCCUGGACAAGGCGACAGGAGAAGGGCUGAUCCGGGCUAAGGAACCCGUGGACUGCGAGGCCCAGAAGGAACACACCUUCACCAUCCAGGCCUAUGACUGCGGCGAGGGCCCCGACGGGGCCAACACCAAGAAGUCCCACAAGGCCACCGUGCACGUGCGGGUCAAUGACGUGAAUGAGUUUGCCCCAGUGUUUGUGGAGCGGCUGUACCGCGCGGCCGUGACCGAGGGGAAGCUGUAUGACCGCAUCCUGCGGGUGGAGGCCAUCGAUGGCGACUGCUCCCCCCAGUACAGCCAGAUCUGCUACUACGAGAUUCUCACGCCCAACACCCCCUUCCUCAUCGACAACGAUGGGAACAUUGAGAACACGGAGAAGCUGCAGUACAGUGGCGAGAAGCUCUACAAGUUUACGGUGACGGCUUAUGACUGCGGGAAGAAGCGGGCGGUGGAUGACGCUGAGGUGGAGAUCCAGGUGAAGCCCACCUGUAAACCCAGCUGGCAAGGCUGGAACAAAAGGAUUGAAUAUGCACCAGGCGCUGGGAGCUUGGCUUUGUUCCCUGGUAUCCGCCUGGAGACCUGUGAUGAACCUCUCUGGAACAUUCAGGCCACCAUAGAGCUGCAGACCAACCAUGUGGCCAAGGGCUGUGACCGUGACAACUACUCAGAGCGGGCACUGCGGAAACUCUGUGGCGCAGCCCCUGGGGAGGUGGAUCUGCUGCCCAUGCCCGGCCCCAAUGCCAACUGGACGGCGGGCCUCUCGGUGCACUACAGCCAGGACAGCAGCCUUAUCUACUGGUUCAACGGCACCCAAGCUGUGCAGGUGCCACUGGGUGGCACCGCUGGGCUGGGCUCCGGGCCCCAGGACAGCCUCAGUGACCAUUUUACCCUGUCCUUGUGGAUGAAGCACGGUGUAACCCCCAGCAAGGGCAAGAAGGAAGAGGAAACCAUCGUGUGUAACACUGUCCCAAACGAGGACGGCUUCUCUCACUACUCACUGGCCGUCCACGGCUGCAGAAUUGCCUUCCUCUACUGGCCUCUGCUGGAGAGUGCCCGGCCAGUCAAGUUCCUCUGGAAGCUGGAGCAGGUCUGCGAUGAUGAGUGGCACCACUAUGCUUUGAACCUCGAGUUCCCCACGGUCACACUCUAUACCGAUGGCAUCUCUUUCGACCCUGCCCUCAUCCACGACAAUGGUCUCAUCCACCCGCCCCGAAGGGAGCCUGCGCUCAUGAUUGGGGCCUGCUGGACUGAGGAGAAGAACAAAGAGAAGGAAAAGGGAGGCGACAACAGUACGGACGCCACAGCAGGAGAUCCCUUGCCGAUCCACCACUACUUCCACGGCUACCUGGCUGGUUUCAGCGUGCGCUCAGGUCGCUUGGAGAGCCGGGAGGUCAUCGAGUGCCUCUAUGCAUGUCGGGAGGGGCUGGACUAUAGGGAUUUCGAGAGCCUGGGCAAAGGCAUGAAGGUCCACGUGAACCCCUCGCAGUCCCUGCUCACCCUGGAGGGGGAUGAUGUGGAGACCUUCAACCAUGCCCUGCAGCAUGUGGCUUACAUGAACACUCUGCGCUUUGCCACGCCCGGCGUCAGACCCCUGCGCCUCACUACUGCCGUCAAGUGCUUCAGCGAAGAAUCCUGUGUCUCCAUCCCCGACGUGGAGGGCUACGUGGUGGUGCUCCAGCCUGAUGCCCCUCAGAUCCUGCUGAGUGGCACUGCUCAUUUUGCCCUCCCAGCUGUGGACUUCGAGGGACCCGAGGGGGUCCCUUUGUUCCCUGAUCUUCAAAUCACUUGCUCCAUUUCUCACCAAGUGGAGGCCAAAAAGGACGAGAGUUGGCAGGGCACAGUGACAGACACACGCAUGUCGGAUGAGAUCGUGCACAACCUGGAUGGCUGUGAGAUUUCUCUGGUGGGGGAUGACCUGGACCCCGAGCGGGAAAGCCUGCUCUUGGACGUGGCGUCCUUGCAGCAGCGAGGCUUGGAGCUCACCAACACGUCUGCCUACCUCACCAUUGCCGGGGUGGAGGGCAUCACUGUGUAUGAAGAGAUCCUGAGGCUGGCUCGUUACCGGCUGCGACGCGGGGCUGCCCUCUAUGCCAGGAAGUUCCGGCUUUCCUGCUCAGAAAUGAAUGGGCGUUACUCCAGCAAUGAAUUCGUCGUGGAGGUCAGUGUCCUGCACAGCGUGAACCGGGUCACUCACCCCAGCCACAUGCUCAGCUCCCAGCAGUUCCUGCACCGAGGUCACCAGCCCCCGCCUGAGAUGGCUGGACACAGUCUGGCCAGCUCCCACCGGAACUCCAAUCAUUCACUUUGCCUAGUGGAGAGUCCGAGCCUUGGGUCAUCACAGGGGCACUCAUGCCUGGGAUCAUGGUCAGUGUGGGUUUAGCCUUUGUUGUUCCUGCUGCCCUCCCCCAACAAUAUCAAGUUAGCCCUGGACCUAGGGAUCCUCAAUAGUGAAGCUACCAAGUAUGUAUUAAGCACCUACUGUGUACUAGCACUGUCCACAAUACAAUUAAGAAUACAAAAUUUAUAGGAUAGAUACAGUUCCUAUCCUCAAGGAGAAAGUUGGUGCUAUUGCCUGUGUAAUUAUGUGCUAUCUAUAAAGUCAUAAGACUGUUUCUAAAACAAAAUAUGCAAACAUGCCAAGUAUUACAUCCAGCUGGAGCGCUGCCCUUCAAAGCAAUCUCAUUCCCUGGCCACGAUUGUUUACUAGUGAUGCAAUUUUUAAUUCACAAUUUAAGAGUUACUUAAUUAUAGAAAAACUAGAAACUAUAAGUAUAAAGAAGAAAAGUCAGCCAUAAUUCCACCACAAUUGGCCAUUGUUAAUAUGGUGUUAUUAUUAUGUGCCAACUUUUGUCUGUGCCUGUUUUUUUUUUUCUUUUAACAAACUUGGGAUCAAACUAUUUUGUAACCUAAUAUUUACACCUAACAUUAUAAAAUGAGUCUUCUCCCCCAUUGUUAAAAACUGCAAUGAUUCUGAUGUUGCUAGAAGUGAUUUUUGGAAUCCCUUUUGAGAAUUGCUUUCAAAGUCAAUUUAUGAGAUACAUUUAUUUUUGUUCCUUUUGGUACACACCUUGCCUUUGGCCCAGUUCAGUAUUACCCAACUUCAGCAUCCACUUUUGUCAGAGUUGGCUCUGGAUAGCAUUCUGUGUUUGUAAACAUAAAACCAACUCUCAAAGGGCAAAGAUUUGUCACUUUUUUAAAAAGUCAAAAGGCGUAUCUCAGCCUCUGAAGGCAAUUCCCUAAAGAGUUCCAAAAAUGCUUUCUUGGGAGGUCAUGGUCACUGAACCCUACCCUGAAAGGACAGCUCGCACAUCAACCAUGUAAUUGAAAGAAUAAUGAACACAUCGGUGUGCCAGGCACCCUGCCUGUGGGCUUUACACCUAUUAACCCAGUGAAUCAUUACAGACAACAGAUGGAAUAGGUACUAGAAUUAUCCCCUCUAAAGGCAAAGAAAUGGAAGCCCAGAGAGGUUAAGUACCUUAUCCAAGGUCACACAGCUAAAACACGGUGGAGCCAGGAUUCGAAUCCAGGCAGCAGGAUUCCAGAGCCCGUGCUCUAACCAUCACCCUCUAUACCCUGUCCAUUUAUGUUUGAUGCUUUAAAAAAAAAAAGUCUCGUUACUUUAUAGUUGCACCUAAUUUGGGGGAGCUCCUUAGGGCUUCCCAGUACGUCUUUGACCUAGGCUAGCUCCCUGGUACCCCCGGAAUUCAGUCUGUUUUCCUCUCCUUGGGCAGUGGCCACCACUGCACUGUCUCUUGUGUUUCCCUUUCCCUGGGACUGGCUCCCUUCAUCCUUGCUCUUUCUGAAAACAACUGCAGACGCCUUUUUAAGUGUUCUUCCUGUGAUUCCUACAGCAAAGCAGAUGGAAGUAGGUGUGAGGAGGGAGUAUAAGGCGUAACCAAGUUGCAAAGGUUCUAGGAAGCUUCACACAAUCUUUAGAGGUGUGUGCGUGAACUAAACCUGUUUUUGUUAAAUAGACUUUUGGGGCCAUAACUCCCUAGCUCUUCCUCCAGUUCUUUCACUGGGAAUCAUCCCACCCAGCCUCUUCGGGGCUGGAUACUGGGUUCUGCCACUCAGAUUAGGCUCAAGGCGCGUCCAGGUUGGCAUUGCUGCUGGGCUCGGUAAGACUCUCACCCUUGUUUUCUCUGCUUGCUCUGAGAUCCCAACUGCAGCCUGCUUUUGCCUUUUCCCCUGAUUUUGGCCUGAGUAGGACACAGGGUUCAUAGUUCACCUGAGGGCCCUGGUGAUUGACAUCUCCUGAGCUUAUCAGGAGAUCCACUUCAUCAAACCUGUUCUAUGUGCCCUUCCUGACACUUCAAGGUGUUCUCUCCCUUUCCCCUCCCUCCCAGCCCCAAGAGUGGAAUUACAGGAUUGUGGUUUUGCAAUUUCAAAUUACUCUGACCAUGCAAAAGAGUAAGAGAUAGAAUUCCCUCCAACGAGACAGGGGCUUCAUUUCUCUGAAGCUCCCAAGUGCAUGAGGAAAGAGAGAUCAGUGUGAACCAGGACAGUCAGCUGGGGAAGGUCCGGUGGUACAUUCAGACCUUGAGCUUGGACCUUGAAGGGUAGAAGGGUAGAUGGACGUGGGGGAGAAUGAGAGUUUGAGAACUGAGGGUGGGUGGG
Molecule: messenger RNA, 5133 nt
Organism: Delphinapterus leucas (beluga whale)
Lineage: Eukaryota; Metazoa; Chordata; Mammalia; Artiodactyla; Monodontidae
Source: RefSeq, a predicted model, not a curated record